This is a messenger RNA of Scatophagus argus, 1129 nucleotides long. RefSeq names its product ribonuclease H2, subunit B (gene rnaseh2b). NCBI's taxonomy places the organism in Eukaryota, Metazoa, Chordata, Actinopteri, Scatophagidae. Gene Ontology annotation, cellular component: nucleoplasm; ribonuclease H2 complex. The record is from RefSeq and is a predicted model, not a curated record. Gene Ontology annotation, biological process: ribonucleotide metabolic process; RNA catabolic process. The transcript has 11 exons. The coding region runs from base 166 to 1086 and encodes 306 amino acids.
GUGCACACAGAGAGAGGCGCCUUUUCUGAGCUCAUGUCGUCAUGCGAGAAGUAAGCAUCACGUUCAAUGGUCCCAUUAUGUUUUCAGCCCAAAGAGGCUUUCAUUUUUAACGAAUAAGAAACCAGACAGAACAAAAAAUCAUCUCGUCACCCUGAAUUAUACAACAUGGCUACUAAAAAGAAGCGAACGCCUAAUGUACAAAAUGACAGUUGGGUUGUCAUCGCCGCAGAUUCUGCCAUCGACACACAGAAACACAACAGUGACCCAGCUUUUGUGAGACUAAGGAAUCCCGCUACAGGUGCAGCAUCUUUGUAUAUGCUGAGUAGUGGUGAUACACAGCUGUUUGAGGUCAAAACUUUUGAAGAGGAUUUCCACUCCUGGUUUGUUGGCCAGACUGUACAGAGAGAUGGGAGACUUCUCUUCAUAACCCCAAUGGAUCCUCUAUAUCUAAUUUUGCCUUAUUUGGUUAAAUCUGUUAAAGAGGGGAAGUUCCAGCCUGUGCAUCAAGUUGUUAUGGAUGAGGAAUUCCCAGCUUGUUCACGGCUGCUCAGCUGCACACGUUCCCUGGCCUCCCUGCACCAAAUUGCAGAGGAAAAAGAGGUGGGGACACUGAAGUUCCAUCGAUACAGCCAAGAGAAGACGAUGAAUUGGCUGAAGAAAAAGGUGGAGAGGACCGUCAUUGCACUUAAGAAGAGAAAUAUCUCUGUGGGAGAGGGAGUCAAAUCCACAACGUACGUCAGAGUGAAGUCAGAGACGGACUGCCGUGAGGAGGACUACCUGCGUUACGCCCAUGGCCUGAUAUCAGAAUACAUCAGUGAAGACCUAAGCAAAGCCCUUCUCAAACACCUGGAGUUACCAGAGCUCACAAGCCCAAAGGAAACAGAACCUCCUUCCAAGAAGCGGAAGCUUUCAGACAAACCGGUGGAGGCUGGAGAGGACUACACCAAAUUCAACAGUGCAGACUUUGUGCGGAAACCGCCCAAGAAGAUGACUGCUGCUCAGAAAAGUCUUGCUAAGGUGGACAAGAGUGGCAUGAAGCCUAUGUCGUCCUUCUUCAGCCCCAAGGUCAAAGCGGAAAAGAAUUGAAUGUUGUAUAGUUUCUGGCUUUUGUAAUAAAGAAAAGAAAAUG